AUGUCUGCUACUCAACCAGCAAAACUAAACGGACGAGAACAUGCAGUCCAGCUUGAUGCCAAAGAUCCUCUGAAAAGCUUUAGGGGAGAGUUUUUAAUUCCAACCAAAUUCGAAUCUGCUUCAAACAGUGACGAUGGCAACAGACCUUGCAUUUAUUUUUGCGGGAAUUCGUUAGGACCUCAGCCCAAACGGACUUCCAAACGCAUAGCCUCCCACCUCUCGGCGUGGGCAACGAAAGGGGUGCUCGGUCACUUCACAGAACAUGAAGACUCUGACCUCCCCCCCUUCCUACAUAUCGACGAUGCAGCUGCAAAGCUUAUGGCUCCUCUUGUGGGUGCGAAUACCAGCGAAGUCGCUGUCAUGGAGACGCUGACGGCCAAUCUACACCUUCUGAUGGCAAGCUUUUACCGGCCAAAUCAAGAGAAAUACAAAAUCAUCAUUGAAGGAAAAGCAUUCCCGAGUGAUCAUUAUGCUGUGGAGUCCCAAAUCCGGCAUCACAACUUUGACCCAAAGCAAGCCAUGGUACUCAUUGAACCGGAAGAUCCUACAGCGGCAACUAUAUCCACCACCCAUGUUCUUUCCGUCAUCGACAAGCAUGCUUCCACCACAGCUCUAAUUCUUCUACCUGGCAUUCAAUACUAUACUGGCCAGUACCUCGACAUCAAGGCAAUCACUGCCCACGCCCACAAACACGGUAUAAUCAUAGGUUGGGAUCUUGCUCAUGCAGUGGGAAAUGUAGAUUUGCGGCUGACAGAGUGGGAUGUUGAUUUCGCAGCUUGGUGCAACUACAAAUACGUCAAUUCAGGUCCUGGGGCUAUUGGUGGACUAUUUGUAAAUUCUAGACAUGGACAGGUAGAUGUCUCUGCAACGAAAAACGGCGCGGAUGGCUUUCGAGACAGAUUGUGCGGAUGGUGGGGGGGAGACAAGGCAAUGCGAUUUGCCAUGGGUAACGAUUUCAUUCCGAUUCCUGGCGCCGCUGGGUGGCAGGUCGGUAAUCCCUCGGCUCUUGCUCUCACAGCUGUAAUUGCUUCGCUUGAAAUAUUCGCCCUUACCGACAUGGCCACCAUCCGGGCUAAAUCGAAGGCCAUGACUGCGUACCUCGAAGACCUCUUACUACACCCGCCUUCGGCCAACAGCCACUACAAGAAACACUUGCCUUACCAAAUCAUUACGCCCUCGAAUCAAGAAGAGCGAGGCGCUCAACUAAGCGUCCGUCUAGAGCCAGGGCUACUUGAGGGUGUCAUGAGGUUUCUAGAGGAUGCUGGCGUCAUCGUGGACGAACGUAGGCCGGAUGUGAUCCGCGUUGCCCCAGCGCCGCUCUUCAACACCUUCAAUGAAGUAUGGGACUUUGUCACCAUCUUCACAUCGGCUUGUUCAGAGGCACAAGCGGGUACGGUCCAUGGCAGUCAAGAAGCUGCAGCUUUAAAAGGGCGAGACCAGACGGGUUGGGCCGAAAUCAAAUAG
Letharia lupina is the source of this 1464-nucleotide messenger RNA. RefSeq lists its product as uncharacterized. Gene Ontology annotation, cellular component: cytoplasm. Gene Ontology annotation, molecular function: pyridoxal phosphate binding; kynureninase activity. Gene Ontology annotation, biological process: NAD+ biosynthetic process. The coding region runs from base 1 to 1464 and encodes 487 amino acids. The record is from RefSeq and is a predicted model, not a curated record. NCBI's taxonomy places the organism in Eukaryota, Fungi, Ascomycota, Lecanoromycetes, Lecanorales, Parmeliaceae. The transcript is spliced from 4 exons.